Hemibagrus wyckioides is the source of this 7392-nucleotide messenger RNA. It is a transcript of the gene tmem132e, whose product is annotated as transmembrane protein 132E. The record is from RefSeq and is a predicted model, not a curated record. The transcript is spliced from 9 exons. Lineage: Eukaryota; Metazoa; Chordata; Actinopteri; Siluriformes; Bagridae. Bases 1192 to 4404 code for a protein of 1070 amino acids.
GCCACCGCUGUCUCAUUCCUCUGAGGAGAUUUUUUUUUCUCCCCCAGCGCGAGGAAACACAGACACCUGGAAUGAUCUUCAAGUUCCGCUAUGGCACUCGACGUGACAGAAAUCCAGAAACGGGAAACUUCUUCGUUUUUCGACACCGAAAAGAUGGAAAUUAGUCACUUUUAAGGAUCGUUUGUGAAGAAGAGAUCACCGAGUAGCGACUGAAAAGCUGAACUCCCGGUCGACUCUCUCAACUAGUACUUUUUUUUUUUUGUAAAUAUUUUGCAAAACACGCGGUUUUCAGACGUUUUCGCCAUUUUUGAAAGUCACGAAUACUGUUUCCACGUCGUGGGUUGACUCCGUGGGAAAGGUAACCGUGUUUUAACGUGAGAAAACGUUUGUUUCUCGAAGGAACCGCGCUUCACGCCGUCUGUUUUUUUUUUUUUUUGUUUUUUUUUUUUGCCUUUCCCGGAUUUACCGGAUCUUAACGGAAUCGCGGUGGAGAACUUUGAGCUAUACGGACUUGUGGAGGCACACACACGAACACAGCGAAGUCGACUUCAUACUGUUUCUUUCUACUGAGGCUAAUCUAAUAUAGCAUCAUCAUCAUCAACACCACCACCUCAGAACAAACAUUUUCGAGUUUUUCUCCUGACAGGAAAAUGAGCCGUCGUUUUGUUCACGCUUUACACGGAUUAGCUAACCUUCACCGUGUGUGAAACGCUUUGCAUUUUUAUCUUAGCUAAUUAUUUCUCCUGCCUCAGGGGUGACGAGGCUAUUGGGAGCUUCUUGCGGUGUCAAAUCUGUGCUACCGCAUAAGCCGCGCGCGGGCACGGAAACGCAAGUGGUGCGCGGCGCGUGAGCAAUUCGCCUCGAGAAGCCGCGAGAGAGAGAGAGGCGCGCGGCAUCAGGAGCUGGAUACCUGUUAACUUUUCUCUGUGUGUGUGUGUGUGUGUGUGUGUUUGUGUAUGUGUGUGUGUGUGUGUAUGUGUGUGUGGCUCGUCGCCGCGGGAAGAGCAUCGUGGUCACUGUUCGGCAUUCCGUAAUGGACGCGAAAGCCUUCGGUCAAGUUUUUCACCGUCUUGUUCUUGCGGUGUCUUGCACAGGCUCGGCUACCGGACUGUAACCGAGUCGCGAGCGGAAUAUUUCAGGAGGCGAAAAGCGUUCAUUUAUUGCGAACCGGAUUUAUACAGGACAACUACGAUGUCAUUUGCACGGGUCUGCUUGGGAGCUCUGCUGCUGUGGACGGUUGUUUCUGACGUUGCAGGUAAAGUUUCCCCCACCAAUUAUGAUGCCCUGCUCAAUGCCCCUGCUGCUACUGCCACCUCCAGCCCCCCAGAACUUUACCUUCCUGCCAGCUUCAAGCUCUCCAACACCCAAUUGGCCUUCUUUCUUCAAGAGAGCCGAACUCCAGGCCGAAAUGUCCAUGGUGGCCACCCCUUGCAACGUUCUGAGAGCUUUGUGGUUUUUCAGACCAGGGAAUUACCCUCAGUCAACAUCUCUCUGGGUCCUUUCACCCAGGACCAGACUCUUUCCAAAGAUCUUUUACAACCUUCAAGUCCCCUGGACAUCCCGGGUAGACUGACAGUCAAUUGGAAGGUGCGAGCCUUUAUUGUACAGUCUAAGGUAUUUGCAAGCAACCCAGUGGUCCAGGUGCUAUUUUACAUUGCAGGCCGGGACUGGGAUGACUUCAAGGUCCAGGACAAGCUGCCUUGUGUGAGGUUACAUGCCUUCCGAGAUGUUCGGGAGAUCAAGACUUCUUGCAGGCUCCAGGGUAACUUGGCACAGUGCUUGGCCCAGCUGGACCUUCCUUCUACCUGGUUCAAUGUCAACGUGGCACCUUUGGGCCGCAGGAAGUCCUCAGUGGCAGAUGUUCUGGAGAUGACUGGGGAAACCCUCCAAGCGGAGCUCUACUACACUCUCCAUGAUCCAGACAUCAAAGGGGAGUGUAGCGAUAGUUACCCCCGGCGAGGAGGAGGUUCCAGGGGGGAGAGCACAUCCCAGCAGCCAUUACUUCGGAUAGGAAGCAUCAGCUUAUACCAGCCCAGUCAGGAGCAGUUGGUAGUGGACAAGCAACUGGACAAGAACCUCUUCUUAAGGCUACCUGACAAACCGUUAAAGCCUGGCGAGACUCUUAACAUCUACCUGUAUUUGGUGCCGAACUCGACAGUGGAACAGUUCACUCUCAAGGUGAAAGCGAAGAAGGGGGUGAAUCUCCUCAGCACCAAAUCGAAGAGCAUCCAGUGGAAGGUGGACUGGGAGGUGCAGUCUGGAGCCAAGCACUCCAUCGCCACAGUGGAAGUCAGCAAGCUGAAAGGCGUUUCCGGCGACGUGGCUGCCAACCUGGAAAUCAUGCAGCUGGAUUUUGAAAUGGAGAACUUCACAAGCCAGUCAGUGACGAGGAGGAUCAACUGGAACAUCGAUUACCGCGGCCAGAAUCCGCCUCCAGACUCGGACAAGGUGGUGACCGAGUUAACAGUGGUGCAGAAGGAUAUUCAGGCCAUCAUACCACUGUCCAUGGACACAGAGAUUAUCAACACAGCCGUGCUGACAGGCCGGACCGUCGCCAUCCCAGUUAAAGUUGUCUCCAUAGAGCUGAGUGGGAUGGUCACAGACAUCUCCUCAUUCGUGGAGUGCAAGUCGUCCAACGAGGACAUUGUCAAGGUGUCUAUGAGCUGCGAUUAUGUGUACGUGAAUGGUAAGGAGACACGAGGCUCCAUGAAUGCACGUGUGAUCUUCAGUUAUGAGCACCUGAGCUCCCCUCUGGAGCUCACCGUUUGGGUGCCUAAGCUGCCUCUAAACCUCCAGCUCUCCGAUAACAGCCUUAGCUUCAUCAAGGGAUGGAGGGUACCAAUCCUCCCUGACCGCAGGUCAGCUCGUGACAGUGAUGAUGACGAUGAAGAUGAAAGGAAGGUUAGCCGUGGCUGCACACUGCAGUACCAACGAGCCCAGGUGAAGGUUCUCACCCAGUUCCACACUACCUCCAGCGAGGGCACCAACCAGGUGAUCACUAUGCUGGGGCCUGACUGGCAAGUGGAUGUCACGGACCUGGUACAAGAUUCGCUGAAAGUUAUGGAUCCCCGGGUGGCCGAAUUAGUAGAUCACACUGUGUUGGUGGCCCUGGAGCAGGGAUCUACCACACUGAAGGUUGAAUCCCCACUAGCGGUGGAGGCCGUGCUGGGCGAGGUGGCGUUCUCUGUACUGGAUGAUAAAGUUUCCAUAAUAGAUCUGCGUGUCCAUGCAAUUUCUGGACUGACCCUGAGUCUCCAGCCCAGUCCAGGAAACAGUCACACCAUGGUGGCAAAGGCAACAGGGCUACAGACGCUGUCCACUCUUAAACAGGAAGCCAGCCUCUCCAUUUGGACUUAUUUCAGUGACAACACAGCAGCCCCACUAAGUAUAUAUGACCCCAAGGAUUACAACCUCAACGCCUCAACAUUGGAUGAUAAGGUGGCCUCUGUUUCCCAAGAGCCUCAGCAAAGGUGGCCAGUCAUCGUUGCAGAGGGGGAGGGAUCUGGGGAGCUUGUACGUGUGGAAAUGACCAUAUGUGAAGCAUGCCAGAAGACUAAACGAAAGAGUGUUAUAGCUUCUUCCCCGGCUCAUGUGAAAGUGCGGUUUGGUCCUGACGAGGACUCUGAAGAGGAAGAGGAUGAGGUGGAGGUGGAGACCAAAUUGCCUCUCAAUACAGGGAGACCGAUCCUUGAUCCUAACAUGGGUGGUACUGGAUACGAGCCGUCCAAUGAGCAGCCAGCAAGCGUGCCCAUUGACUAUACCAACUUCCCCACUAUCAGUAACCAGGAUCGGCCAACUGUGGAGGAAGCGGGUGAAGAAGACGAGUUUACCCACUCGCCUCGCAGCAUGACUGACUUGGAGAUCGGCAUGUAUGCCCUCUUGGGUGUUUUCUGCCUGGCCAUUCUGGUUUUCUUGAUCAACUGCAUUGUGUUUGUCCUCAAGUACCGCCACAAGCGAAUCCCACCCGAAGGUCAAGCCAACAUGGAUCACUCCCACCACUGGGUGUUCCUAGGGAACGGGCAGCCCUUACAAGCUCAGAGCGACCUUUCACCCCAGACAGCCGAAAGUCCAAGUAAUCCUUUGGAAGGGCCACAGACUUGCUGCCAUGGAGAUCACCACAGCAGUGGCAGCUCCCAGACAAGCGUGCAGAGCCAAGUGCAUGGACGAGGAGAUGGCAGCUCGGGCGGCUCCACCAAGGAGCAUGGCGAAGAUGCGAGUUCACCCACGUCCAAGCGCAAACGAGUCAAAUUCACCACCUUCACCACACUUCCUGCUGACGAGCUGCCCUACAACUCGAUCCCCAUCGCCGAUGAUGAUGAUAUCCAGUGGGUGUGUCAGGACAUGGGGUUCCAGGAUCCUGAAGAACUACACAACUACAUGCGCAGGAUAAAAGAAAUAGCCUAAUGGUGGCUAUGGGAUUUCUUAAACAAACCUUUCCUUUCUAAUCUUCUCUUUUUCCCCUCACUCUUAAGAAUUUAUCUUUUCACACAAACAGAGAAUGUGACCAAGGACCUCCUGUCCUGUUUCUCCCUGGGUGUUACUUUGCACAGUGCUCUUGCUCUUUUAAACGUUCACAGGUUUUUGGAACUUUUACUUAAAGCAGAGGAUGGAAAGCCAAAUACGAGACUAGGUGAUCUUUUAAUCUCUAGCACAAAUGGCUAUACAGUGUAUGUCAUCCUUUCUCAGAUGAAGAGGACAUACAAUCUCAAAAGGGAACACACAGAGUUUUGAGUUCUGAGCAGUGGUGUCAAAAUGGAUUCCUCAAGUGCUCCAUCACUCCAGUUGGGAGAAGAUAUGGGUCACCCUGCCACGGACAGGAUAUUUCUCAGAGGAAUGCUGCACUGUGUCCGUAGGUUUUUUUUUUUGUUGUUUUUUUUUCUCCUUUUCAAACAUCCGAGUAUUCUUCUCCAACAAAGAGGCCUUUGUAGUGCAGAUUUCCAUUUUACUCAGAGAAAGGUGUUUGAGUGGGGUUGUCCUCGCGCCAUCAUUGGCUACCAUUCAGUAAAUAUCAAAGACAGUACAGCAUUUUGGCCAGUAUUGACAAAUGUCGUCUCUCCUUCCCAUUGUUCAAUGUCAUAUUUCUGCCACAUUAUUUUUUGUACUAUUAUUAUAAUUUUUCAUAUGUGUAGCAUUUUCUACAUCAUACCACGUCCAUUUGGCAUGACAUCUCUGGUUCACUCACUUUCCUGAUAAACAUCAGAUGCCUUAUUAAAUCAGUUUGAAUCAUCACAACCUUUGUGUUGACACCAUGUUUGUUUGCAUCCCAAAGGGUCAACGCAAAAAAACAAAAACAAAAAAAGAAAAAAAACAGGUAGCUACCCAAACUACUGUGUGUAAUUGAAAUUGAUAUUAUCAGAGGUGAAGGGAGGGCACUUUGUAUGUUAUGACAUUAAAAUAUCUUCAUAUCUCCAGCAUUUGUAUGCAUGAAAGGAGAGUUUGAGACACCGCCAGCUGUUAUACCCCCUCCCCAGGAUUUGUAAAUGUGUGUCUUGUAAUAAUUAUCUAAUCAUACAUACAUAAGGACCAGUAGAGGACAUAUAAUGUUGUGACAUGCUUUACAUGCAUGCAGUUUCAGACAUUUUGCCUCUUGUGUACAUACCAUAUUAUUGUCUACUGACACUCAUUUUUAAUUAACGUUCAUGCUUCAGUUCUCCUUGAGAGAGAAUGAGAGGAUAGAUACAGAGGUGCUGACAUCUACUUUUUAGGCUUAGCAUUUACUUUUUAUAAAAUGGGCAAAUUCACUGAAGGGGAAAGGAAGCGGGACGUGAAAGAUGUGCAUUUGCUUCUGGUAGUGUUUACUUUCACUCACGCCAGCUUUAUCUAUGUGAACUUUAACGCCACGGUUUUGCAAGCCAAUACAUAAAACAAGUGGGGGGGGUAGUUGUUAUCUGCUUAUAAGGAAUCUCCUAAGGCAAAAGUUUAUGUUCUUGCAAGCAUUUUUCUGUUAAAAAUGUGGGCACCUCUGUAGCUGUUUUAGAUUUGUCCAUUAUUUCAAUCUCAUUCCUUUUCUUCUUCUUUUUUUUUUACCAGUAUAGCUCAUUCUUUUCCCAAGGAAACAAUGCUAAUUAAAACAGAAGAAACCUUCUUGAGCACAUGCAAGAGGCAUGUAUCUGUGCUGUAGAUGAAUCAAAUUGUAAUGCCUAUUGUGAUCACUAACUUUCUUUGCGAAACUGUUUACUCUUAUUUAUACCGGUUGUUUGUUCAUAUUGAUUUUUUUUAUUAUUAAAAUAAGACUGGAAGUAAUGCUUUAUUAUGUUUGCCUUUUUUUACAUUAGUAAAUGCCUUGGGAAAAUGCAAAAUUUCAGCUUGUUUUAUGCAAGGUUUAUGUCUUAUUUGAUUUUCUUUAGUUAAGUAUUUGCAACUUUAUUGAUACACUGAUUAUAUAGACACGGUCGAUUUUUUUAUAGCGCACAUUAAAGUCAGUGUAUGCACUGAAACUGCUAGUUCGAAUUUAGUAGGUUGGGGAAGGAUUGUUCUAAAGAUUCAAUCAAUUUCAUUCAUUCACAAACACAUUCAUUUCUCCAUUGUGUGUAACUUGUGUCUUGCUCACAUGCAUCCAUUAAUAACUAUAACAUGACUAAGUGUAUUUGUGUCAUUUGGUUUAUUUGUUGGGUUUUAUCCUGGCUUAAAAGGUGCAACCAUUUGCACUCAAUCUCAGAAUCAGAGAGGACCUAAUAAUGACCCCUGCAGCACCUCCUAAACUACAUUUGCAACAAAUUACAAAGAUUCUAUUAAAAUUAUUUACUGGAGCUCAUGGAAUUUAUUUAAGUUAUGGAAAUGAAAUGGAAAACAUGUAUAUUUUUCAUUCUAUUUUUCCAAACAUCCUUCACUUUCAAUGUUUAACCCGUUAAGUAUCGGUAAAAUAUUUUGCUUUCCGACCCAAAUGCAAUUCACUCGUACAGCGAUGGUGGCUCAGGAUGAAUGUAAAAUCAAAACUGAGUAAUAUACCAACCCAGUGUAUUGUUAAGGUUAUCCAGUAGGGCGUUAAUGCUUAAUAAAAGUACAGGCAAGUUUCUAGUAGCAGCUCACACACAUUUAUUUUUUUCAUUUCAGUGUCACGAAAGAAUGUUAACAACAUUUUGCAUUUCUUUUCUUUAUGUAUAUGGACGUGCAAAUAAUUUGCCAUUUUGAAACCACAGUGUCUGUUUUUCAAAGGAGGUGCUACUAGGUCUUUGCCCUGACCUCAUCAUCGGAUGUGGACUUGUACGUUAAAGCUCGACUCUAUGGGAACCUGCUAAAGCACGGAAAUGGCAGUGCUAUGCUGCCUCACUCUUAAUGUACAGAGCACUGUUACGACUUCCUGUAUUUUCCUGGAUUAAAAAAAAAAAAUCGAACACCCUUGUAUUCCCCACUUAUAUGUAAGUACUUAUGAAAAUACAAUACAGAAACCUU